AUGGCUAAUAAAACCCAGGAAGAUGGUGGCAUCCAUUUCCCUUUUCCCUUCACACCCUAUUCCAUCCAGAAAGACUUCAUGGCUGAGCUCUAUCGGGUGUUGGACGCUGGCAAGAUUGGAAUAUUUGAGAGUCCAACUGGCACUGGAAAAUCUUUAAGUCUGAUUUGUGGGGCCCUUUCCUGGCUCCGUGACUUUGAACAGAAGAAACAUCAAGAAGAAGCACGUCUCCUUGAAACUGGAACUGUCCCCUUAAGUGAUGAGAAGGAUCAGCUCCCAUUUCUUUCAUCCUCCUGCAAAGAGACCCCAGACACCCUGAGGCCUGCCGGAGAGCCUGACUGGGUGACUCAGUUUGUGCAGAAGAAAGAAGAAAGGAACCUGGUGGACCGGCUGAAGGAGGAGCAGGUCAGGCGGAAGAAGCGAGAAGAGCGCCUGCAGCAGAUCCGUCACAAUGCACAGCUCAAGUAUGCAGCCAAGCGCAUGAGACGGGAAGAAGAAGAAAUGGAGCGUCUCCUCCACCUCAGCAGGGAGAUGCUAGCAGAAGGAACAGGGACCGAGCCCCUAGAGCAGCUGGUAUGUGGGGACGAGGAGCUGGUCCUCGCCGAGUACGAGAGCGAUGAGGAGAAGGGAGCAGCUCUGGACGAGGAGGAGGAGGAGGAGGACCUGGAGGAAGAACACGUAACUAAGAUUUACUACUGCAGUCGGACGCACUCCCAGCUGGCCCAGUUUGUGCACGAAGUGCAGAGAAGCCCCUUUGGCAAGGACACCCGGCUUGUCUCCCUCGGCUCUCGGCAGAAUCUUUGUAUAAAUGAAGAUGUGAAAAACCUGGGUUCUGCGCAGCUUAUCAAUGACCGCUGCAUGGAGAUGCAGAGAAGUAAACACGGUAAGAAGAGCAGAGCUGAGGAUGAGAAGCCCAAGAGGAGAAGGCAGGAGCACCGGGCCGCAUGCCCCUUCUACAGCUAUGAGCAGCUGCAGCUUCUCCGAGACGAGGUCCUGGUGGGGGUGAAGGACAUCGAGCAGCUGGUGUCCCUGGGGAAGGAGGCUCGGGCCUGUCCCUAUUACGGGAGCCGGUUUGCCAUUCCAGCAGCCCAGCUCGUGGUGCUGCCCUACCAGAUGCUGCUGCACGGGGCCACCCGCCAGGCCGCAGGGAUCCGGCUGCAGGGACAGGUGGUGGUCAUUGACGAGGCUCACAACCUGAUUGACACCAUCACGGGCAUCUACAGUGCAGAGGUCACCGGUUCCCAGUUCUGCCAGGCCCAUUCCCAGUUGCUCCAGUAUAUGGAACGAUAUGGGAAGCGUCUGAAGGCCAAGAACUUGAUGUACAUCAAACAGCUCCUGUAUCUGUUGGAGCAGUUUGUGACUGUGUUGGGAGGAAACAUUAAGCAAAAUCCCAACACACAGAGCCUUUCGCAAACAGGGACAGAGCUGAAGACCAUCAAUGACUUUCUCUUUCAGAGCCAGAUCGACAACAUCAACUUGUUCAAGGUGCGGCGCUACUGUGAAAAGAGCAUGGUCAGCAGAAAGCUCUUUGGCUUCACAGAAAGGUAUGGCACGGUCCUUGCAUCCUCCAGGGAGCAGUCCAGACUGGCUGGGUUCCAGCACUUCCUACAGAGCCUGCAGCCCGCAUUGACCGAGACUCCCGUGCCCCACGGAGAUGAGGGAGAGGCCAGGGUGCCACGGUCUGCUUCCCCGCUGAUGCACAUCGAAGGCUUCCUUGCAGCCCUCACCACUGCCAACCAGGAUGGCAGGGUCAUCCUGAACCGCCAAGGAAGUCUUAGUCAGAGCAGCCUCAAAUUCCUGCUCCUGAAUCCAGCCGUGCACUUUGCCCAAGUGGUGAAGGAAUGCCGGGCAGUGGUCAUUGCAGGCGGCACCAUGCAGCCGGUGUCUGACUUUCGGGAGCAGCUGCUGGCAUGUGCUGGGGUAGAAGCUGAGCGAGUGGUGGAGUUUUCCUGUGGUCACGUGAUCCCUCCAGACAACAUCCUGCCCCUCGUCAUCUGCAGCGGGCCCUCCAGCCAGCAGUUGGAGUUCACAUACCAGAAGAGAGAACUGCCUCAGAUGAUGGAUGAGACGGGUCGUAUUCUCUAUAACCUGUGCAAUGUGGUCCCUGGAGGGUUGGUCUGUUUCUUCCCCUCCUAUGAGUACCAACGCCAGGUCCAUGCCCACUGGGAUAAGAGUGGUCUGCUGGCCCGCCUGGCUGUCAGGAAAAAGAUAUUUCAGGAACCCAAGAGAGCGAACCAGGUGGAGCAGGUGCUGCUGGAGUAUUCCAGGUGCAUUAAGUGCUGUGGCCAUGCGGGAGGCGUGGUGACAGGUGCUCUGCUCCUCUCUGUGGUUGGAGGAAAGAUGAGUGAAGGCAUUAACUUCUCUGACGACCUUGGCCGGUGUGUAGUUAUGGUAGGCAUGCCCUACCCCAACAUCAAGUCUCCAGAGCUACAAGAGAAGAUGGCCUACCUGGAUCAGACUCUUCCCAGAAUCCCAGGUCAGCCCCCACCAGGGAAGGCUUUGGUGGAGAAUCUGUGUAUGAAGGCUGUCAACCAAUCUAUAGGCAGGGCCAUCAGGCACCAGAAGGAUUUUGCCAGCAUAGUGCUCCUGGAUCACCGGUAUGCCCGCCCACCUAUCCUGGGAAAGCUGCCAGCCUGGAUCCGAGACCGCGUAGAGGUCAAAGCCACCUUUGGCCCUGCCUUUGCUGCUAUGAGGAAGUUUCACCGCGAGAGGCCUGGCCCCUCCUGA
This is a messenger RNA of Puma concolor (puma), 2724 nucleotides long. Lineage: Eukaryota; Metazoa; Chordata; Mammalia; Carnivora; Felidae. The record is from RefSeq and is a predicted model, not a curated record.